AUGCCGUUAGCUGGAACCCCCGCACCCUCCAAGAGGAAAAAGGCAUCGAGAAUCAUCACAAAAACGAUGAAGGAUGCCGGAGCCGAGAUUAACCUCGGGAAGAAGAUCAGCAUCCCCCGGGAUGUGAUGUUGGAGGAACUGUCACUGCUGAAGAAUAAAGGAUCCCAGAUGUUUAAAGAGCGGCAGCGCAGGGUCGAGAGAUUCAUCUAUGAGUCACACCCCGACGUCUUUAACCCAGAUUCGAUGGACAACUUCCAGAAAUUCCUCCCUGGCUCUGGUGUUGUGCUGAAGACUGGGCCAGGUGGUGUCCAGGUAAUUGGAGAGAUGUACUCCAAAUUCCAAAGUGGCUACAGCCAGUAUGGAACACAUUCAAAGGGCACAGCACCAGCACCUCACCCCAAACCUCAGCAUCUUGCCGCUGUCUCUGGGAUCAUUGGGAAACAAGGAAGUGGCCAAGGAGGAGGCAGUGGAGGGGCUGGAGGUCCAGAGGGAAGUGUGGUUCAGGGUGGAGGUGAUGGUGGAAAGGGAGCUGGAGGAGGAGGCAAAAAACACACGUCGAUAAUCAAAACCUAUGUGUCACCCUGGGAACAGGCCAUGGGGAAUGAUCCAGAGCUGAAGUCCACCAUGAGUCUUCACAUGGAAACACCAGGUGCCGCACCCAAACUCCGUCCCUUCAAAUGUUUCAACAGAACUGCUAUGCCCUAUGGAGGGUUUGAAAAGGCAGCGAAACUGAUGACUUUUCAGCUCCCAGAAUUUGAAGCAGCUCCUCCAGAACCUGAGCCGGUGCUUGUGUUCCACCAAGACAUCAGCACUCGGCCUAACUUUAACAGGACCCCUCUGGGCUGGACUCCAACAAGCACAGAUAAUUUGGUUAACCUUGGAAUAGAUCUCGAGUUUAACGCUGAAACUGAUGAUCUGUAG
This is a messenger RNA of Pristis pectinata (smalltooth sawfish), 921 nucleotides long. Its product is annotated as myozenin-1-like. The coding region runs from base 1 to 921 and encodes 306 amino acids. The record is from RefSeq and is a predicted model, not a curated record. Gene Ontology annotation, cellular component: actin cytoskeleton; Z disc. Gene Ontology annotation, molecular function: FATZ binding; telethonin binding; actin binding. Lineage: Eukaryota; Metazoa; Chordata; Chondrichthyes; Rhinopristiformes; Pristidae. The transcript has 5 exons.